This is a messenger RNA of Drosophila busckii, 905 nucleotides long. RefSeq names its product probable elongation factor 1-delta (gene eEF1delta). Gene Ontology annotation, cellular component: cytosol. Lineage: Eukaryota; Metazoa; Arthropoda; Insecta; Diptera; Drosophilidae. Bases 108 to 842 code for a protein of 244 amino acids. The record is from RefSeq and is a predicted model, not a curated record. Gene Ontology annotation, molecular function: translation elongation factor activity; guanyl-nucleotide exchange factor activity. Gene Ontology annotation, biological process: translational elongation. The transcript has 4 exons.
UUGCGAUAUAGAACACGGAUCUCUUGCUCUAACUGUGUUCGAACUUCACCUCUCUCUUGCACGUGUCUGAAAACAGUUGUUAAAAAGAAAGUUCCUUAAAUUUUAACAUGAAAGUUGAAGUACUAGAAAAGUUUUGGAUUGACAAGUCCCGGUAUGAUAAUGCUGAGAAACAUUAUUAUGAAUACUUAAACAAAGUCUCGACGUCAAACAACUGUUCUAUAUUGGUAUCUGAAAUUGCCAAAGCUAGAGAGCAUAUCCAGAGUUCAUUGGAGAAGAUCGAUGGAAGUACUUUUGAAGCUUCUUCAACAUCAGAUAUAUUAAAAAGAAUUACUUCUUUGGAGAAUGAGAAUAAAGAUCUGAAACAAGCUGUUGAAAAAUAUGCCCAAUUGUACAAUAGUAUUGUAAGGCGAAUUGAGCAGCUGGAAAAUACUAAAGGUUCCAAUAAAGAUGAAAUCGAUUCGGAUAUCGACUUGUUCGGCUCAGAAUCAGAGGAAGAAAGCGCUGAUCAAAUUCGCAUAAGAGAAGAACGAUUAGCAAAAUAUUCUGAAAAAAAAGCCAAUAAAGCAGCAAUCAUUGCCAAAUCAAAUGUUAUCCUAGACGUAAAACCAUGGGAUGAUGAAGUAAAUUUGCAAAUAAUGGAAGCUAAGAUACGUACUAUCAAAUUAGAUGGAUUAUUGUGGGGAGCUUCGAAACUUCUUCCCGUAGCUUUUGGAAUACAGAAGCUAACAAUAUCCUGUGUUGUUGAGGAUGAACAAGUUUCUAUCGACUGGCUUAUUGAAGAGAUUGAAAAAAUUGAAGAAUUGGUACAAAGUGUCGAUAUUGCAUCGUUUAAUAAGAUUUAAAUUAUGAAGAUUGAAAUGUAUAAUAAAAUUUGAAGAGCUUGUAUGUGAAAGGAAAUAUUUUUU